GACGAGCUGGCCGCGAGCCAGGUAGCUCCACCAGCCAGUGCCUGCCUGCCCGCUUUAGUGAACGCAUCCGCGGAAAGCUGUCAAAAACUGGAUUAUUUCAACCGUCGACAGCUAAAUCUCACCCUCGACCCGGUGAGGAGACCACCACCACCGUCAUGUUUUUUCCAAAGGUCCGGAGAAUGCCGAGUAUUUGAUCUGAGCGGUACAACAGCCGAGGUGCUUCCUAGUUUGUGCCAAACAUGUCGGAUAAGAUGUCCAGCUUCUUACACAUCGGGGACAUCUGCUCCUUGUAUGCAGAGGGGUCCACCAGUGGCUUCAUCAACACUUUAGGCUUGGUGGAUGAUCGUUGUGUUGUCCAGCCUGAUGCUGGAGACCUCAACACCCCUCCAAAGAAGUUCAGAGACUGUCUGUUUAAACUUUGCCCCAUGAACCGCUACUCAGCCCAGAAGCAGUUCUGGAAAGCAGCGAAGCCUGGAGGAAACACAGAUACAGUUCUCCUCAACAAACUCCAUCAUGCAGCUGAUCUGGAGAAGAAGCAAAACGACUCUGAAAACAAAAAGCUGCUGGGAACUGUUAUACAGUAUGGGAACGUCAUCCAGCUCCUCCACCUGAAGAGCAACAAAUACCUGACGGUGAACAAACGACUGCCUGCGCUGUUGGAGAAGAACGCCAUGAGGGUGAUGUUGGACGUUGCUGGAAACGAAGGCUCCUGGUUUUACAUACAGCCCUUCUACAAACUUCGCUCUAUUGGGGACAAUGUGGUGAUCGGAGACAAGGUGGUCCUGAAUCCAGUGAACGCUGGUCAGCCUCUCCACGCCAGCUCACACCAGCUUGUGGAUAACCCAGGAUGCAAUGAGGUGAACUCUGUCAACUGCAACACCAGCUGGAAGAUCGUCUUGUUCAUGAAGUGGAGCGACAACCAGGAGUUUGUCCUAAAAGGAGGUGAUGUUGUGCGGUUAUUUCACGCAGAGCAGGAAAAGUUCCUCACGUGUGACGAUCACCGAAAAAAACAGUAUGUGUUUCUUCGCACCACCGGGCGGCAAUCUGCCACCUCAGCAACCAGCAGCAAAGCAUUGUGGGAGAUAGAGGUCGUUCAGCACGAUCCGUGCAGAGGUGGUGCCGGGUACUGGAACAGCUUGUUCAGGUUCAAACACCUGGCCACUGGACACUACCUGGCUGCAGAGGUGAACCCAGAGUUUGAAGAGGAGUGCCUUGAUCCUCGUCGUUCUCUUGACUCGGAUCAUGAAGCCUUGCGAGCCCGCUUGAAGAACACCCAAGAUAAAGUCAUGUACACACUAGUGUCGGUCCCUGAUGGGAACGACAUCUCUUCGAUAUUUGAACUUGACCCUACCACCUUAAGAGGCGGGGACUCUCUUGUGCCCAGAAACUCCUAUGUUCGCCUCAGACAUUUGUGCACGAAUACGUGGGUGCACAGCACCAACCAGCCAAUAGAUAAGGAGGAAGAGAAGCCCGUCAUGCUGCGUAUCGGCACAUCUGCUCUCAAAGAAGACAAAGAGGCGUUUGCCAUCGUGCCCGUCUCGCCAGCUGAAGUCAGAGACCUUGAUUUUGCAAACGAUGCCAGUAAAGUUCUGGCGUCCAUCGCUGGAAAGCUGGAGAAAGGAACCAUCACGCAGAAUGAGAGGAGGGCCGUUACCAAACUUCUAGAGGAUUUGGUGUUCUUCGUGGUGGACAUUCCUAACAAUGGACAAGAUGUUCUGGAGAUCAUGGUGAACAAACCCAACAGGGAGAGACAGAAACUCAUGAGAGAACAGAAUAUUCUCAAACAGAUCUUUAAGCUGCUGCAGGCCCCGUUCACAGACUGUGGAGACGGACCCAUGCUGCGACUGGAGGAGCUGGCUGACCAGCGCCACGCCCCCUUCAGACACAUCUGCCGGCUGUGUUACCGAGUUUUACGUCACUCUCAGCAGGAUUACCGCAAGAACCAGGAGUAUAUCGCCAAGCAGUUUCGCUUCAUGCAGAAACAGAUCGGCUAUGAUGUUCUGGCCGAAGACACGAUCACGGCUCUCCUUCACAACAACCGGAAGCUGCUGGAGAAACACAUCACAGCUGCAGAGAUCGACACGUUUGUGAACCUGGUCCGCAAGAACCGCGAGCCGAGAUUCUUGGACUACCUGUCAGACUUGUGUGUGUCGACGAAUAAGUCCAUCCCUGUGACACAAGAGCUCAUCUGUACUGCAGUUCUGGAUCCAGCAAACGCCGACAUCCUCAUAGAAACAAAACUGGUGCUAUCCAGGUUUGAGAUCGAGGGAGUGCAGCCUGGAGAGAACUCUGUGGAGUCUGAGGAGGAUGAGGAGGAGGUGUGGUUGUUCUGGAAGGACAGCAAUAAGGAGAUCCGCAGUAAAAGCGUCAGGGAGAUGGCUCAGGAUGCCAAGGAGGGCCAGAAGGAGGACAAGGAAGUGAUCAGUUACUACAGGUACCAGUUAAACCUGUUUGCCAGGAUGUGUUUGGACCGUCAGUAUCUGGCAAUCAACAAGAUCUCUGGCCAACUGGAUGUCGACCUGAUUUUGAGAUGCAUGUCUGACGAGGACCUGCCCUACGACCUGCGAGCCUCGUUCUGCAGGUUGAUGCUCCACAUGCACGUGGACCGAGACCCUCAGGAGCAGGUCACACCGGUCAAAUACGCCCGGCUGUGGUCCGAGAUCCCCUCUGAAAUCGCCAUUAAAGACUAUGACAACGACGGGAUGUCUAAAGAUGAAAUUAAGGAGCGAUUCUUUCAGACUAUGGAGUUUGUAGAAACCUACCUCAGAGACGUGGUGUGUCAGAACAUCCCUUUUGCAAACAAAGAAAAGAACAAACUCACCUUUGAGGUGGUGAACCUGGCUAGGAACCUGAUCUAUUUUGGCUUCUACAACUUUAUUGAUCUGCUCAGACUCACCAAGUUCCUGCUGAAUAUUCUGGAUUGUGUCCAUGUGAACACCAUUUUCCCUUUCACCAACGUGGGAGAGGGAGGAGUUUCUGGCAGUACUGUGAUGAGGUCCAUUCAUGGCGUUGGAGAGCUGAUGUCCCAAGUGGUCCUGAGCGGUUUUCUUCCCACACCUUCAAUCCCACGUCCAGACGGAGACGCAGCGAACACACAGGUUGAACCGGAGAAGGAGGACAUUCUGGUCAUGGACACCAAACUUAAGAUAAUUGAGAUCUUGCAGUUUAUCCUGAAUGUCCGCCUGGACUACCGGAUCUCCUGUCUGCUCUCCAUCUUCAAGAGAGAGUUUGAUGAGAGUAACCCGCAGAAUGAGAUGCCUUUAUCUGGAGCAGGAGAGAACUCGUAUAACAUGCCUGGGGCUUUGGAUUUCGAACACAUAGAGGAGCAGGCAGAGGGGAUCUUUGGUGGAAGCGAAGAGAACACCCCGCUGGACCUGGACGAUCAAGGAGGACGGACCUUUUUAAGGGUCCUACUCCACUUAACCAUGCACGACUAUCCUCCUCUGGUGUCCCGAGCUCUGCAGCUGCUGUUCAGGCAUUUCAGCCAGAGACAGGAGGUCCUUCAGUCGUUUAAGCAGGUGCAGCUGCUGGUCACCAGCCACGAUGUGGAAAAUUACAAACAGAUAAAGUCGGACUUGGACCAACUGCGUUCUAUCGUGGAGAAGUCUGAGCUCUGGGUUUAUAAGAGGCAGGGCCCAGAUGAGGGCAUGGACGCAGCGGAGAUGCUCGCUGCUGAUACGGACCAUAAGAAGGAGGACUCGGGGAACAAACCAAAGAAGGCAGAAAGCACAAGCAGUUACAACUACAGAGUCCUAAAGGAGAUCCUGCUGCGUCUCAGCAAGUUGUGUGUCCAAGAAGGUGUCUCUGGCAGGAAGAACAAGAAGCAGCAGCAGAGGCUGCUGAGGAACAUGGGAGCCCACACUGUGGUUCUUGAGCUGCUGCAGAUCCCCUAUGAAAAGGGAGAAGAUCUGCGCAUGCAGGAUAUUAUGAAGCUAGCUCAUCAGUUUCUGCAGAACUUCUGUGCAGGAAACCUACAGAACCAAGCGCUCCUCCAUAAACACGUGAACCUUUUCCUGAACCCAGGGAUCUUGGAAGCCAUCACCAUGCAGCACAUCUUCACAAACAACUACCAGCUGUGCUGUGAGAUCAACGAGCGUGUGGUCCAGCACUUUGUCCACUGCAUCGAAACGCACGGCCGCAACGUGCAGUACCUCAAGUUCCUGCAGAUUGUUGUCAAAGCAGAGAACAAGUUCAUUAAAAAGUGUCAGGACAUCAUUAUGGCAGAGCUGGUAAACGCAGGAGAAGAUGUUCUGGUCUUCUACAAUGACCGCGCUUCUUUCCAGACUCUGGUCCAGAUGAUGCGAUCGGAGAGGGAUCGAAUGGAUGAGAACAGUCCGCUGAAGUACCACAUUCACCUGGUGGAGCUGCUGGCCGUCUGCACCGAGGGUAAGAACGUCUACACGGAGAUAAAGUGCAACUCCCUUCUACCGCUUGAUGACAUUGUGCGGAUCGUCACCCAUGAAGACUGCAUCCCUGAGGUGAAGAUCGCCUACAUCAACUUUCUCAACCACUGCUACGUGGACACGGAGGUCGAAAUGAAAGAGAUCUACACCUCCAACCACAUGUGGAAACUCUUUGAUAAUUUCCUGGUUGACAUGUGCAGAGUGUGCAACAACACAAGCGAUCGGAAGCACGCAGACACCAUUCUGGAGAAUUAUGUGACGGCGACGAUUAUGGGCAUCAUUACCACCUUCUUCAGCUCUCCUUUCUCUGAUCAGAGCACGAGCCUGCAGACCAGGCAGCCAGUCUUUGUGCAGCUGCUGCAGGCGGUGCUGAGGGUCUAUCACUGCAGCUGGUUGAUGACGGUACAGAAGGGUUAUGUUGAGAACUGCAUCAAAGUGCUUUCAAAUGUUGCCAAAAGCAGAUCGAUAGCCAUCCCAGUGGACCUGGACAAUCAGGUGAACAACCUGUUUGUGAAAUCCAAUAGCCUUGUGCACAAAACAGCCAUGAGUUGGAGAAUGUCUGUUCGCAACCCUAGCCGCAGGGAUUCUGUGGUGACUGCAUCAAAGGACUGCAGGAACAUCAUCGAGAGGCUACAGGACAUCGUGGCAGCUCUGGAGGACCGUCAGUCUCCUCUGGUCCAAGCAGAGCUGUCGGUCCUGGUGGACGUGCUGCAUCGACCUGAGUUGCUCUUCCCCGAAAACACAGACUCACGCAAGAAGUGUGAGAGUGGAGGUUUUAUAUGCAAGCUGAUCAAGCAUACCAAGCAGCUGGUGGAAGAAAAUGAGGAGAAAUUGUGCAUCAAGGUUCUGCAGACGCUUCGGGAGAUGAUGACAAAAGACAGAGGUUAUGGAGAGAAGAAGCUGGAACAGAGCCCACCUGACAAGCUGGUGACGGACCAGAAGAGGGGCGAGGUGCUGAGGCAGAUUCUGCUGAAUCGUUACUAUGGCAACUUCCAUCGGAGUGGUGGGCGGAGGGAGAGCCUGACGUCAUUUGGCAACAGCCCCCUCAGUCCUGUAGGAUCGGGCAGGAACCAAUCAGGUUUAGGGGGUCCAGGUUGCCUGAGUCGAGGUCAGAUGACACUUGCAGAGGUACAGUGUCAUCUAGACAAAGAAGGAGCUUCUGAUCUAGUUAUCGACCUAAUCAUGAAUACCACAAGUGACCGUGUGUUUGAAGAAAGCAUCCUGUUGGCCAUAGCAUUGCUGGAAGGAGGAAACACCACAAUCCAGCAUUCAUUCUACAGCCGUUUGACUGAUGACAAGAACUCAGAAAAGUUCUUCCGGGUCUUUUAUGACCGUAUGAAGUCAGCCCAGCAGGAGAUCAAAGCCACAGUGACGGUAAACACCAGUGACCUGGGAAACAGGAAGAAACAGGUUGACUCCUUGGACAAAGUAGUCCCCACUCACAAGAAAGCAAGAACCUCCAUUAUAACCAUGACCGAGGAUGUAAAAGAGCAGCUGUCAGAGGCCGCGUCUGCCACAAAGAAGGCCUUUAACUCUUAUCGGCGUGAAGCUGACCCAGAGGACCACUUUCCCUUAGCAGAUGGCCAACUGAGCACCAAGGACAUGAGCUUGGAUGAUGAGCAGAUGAGUUUUGUGAUUUCUAUCAUGCAGCCAAUUCUUCGCUUCCUCCAGCUACUUUGUGAGAAUCACAACCGUGACUUACAGAACUUUCUGCGUUGUCAGAAUAAAAAGAACAACUAUAAUCUAGUGUGUGAGACCCUGCAGUUCUUAGACUGCAUCUGUGGUAGCACCACAGGAGGUCUCGGCCUGCUGGGGCUCUACAUCAACGAGAAGAACGUUGCCUUGGUUAACCAAACUCUGGAGAGUUUAACAGAGUAUUGCCAAGGCCCCUGCCAUGAAAACCAGAAUUGUAUAGCCACUCAUGAGUCCAAUGGCAUUGAUAUCAUCAUAGCUUUGAUACUUAAUGACAUCAAUCCACUUGGAAAGAAGCGGAUGGAUCUGGUUCUAGAGCUGAAAAACAACGCCUCCAAGCUGCUGCUCGCCAUCAUGGAGAGCCGCCAUGACAGUGAGAAUGCCGAGAGGAUCCUGUACAACAUGAAGCCCAAAGAGCUGGUGGAGGUAAUCAAGAAGGCCUAUCUUCAGGGUGAGGUAGAGUUUGAGGACACGAGGGAUGAAGAGGACAACGGAGACGAAAAGGAACAUGAUCCUGCCUCACCCCAAAAUGUUGGACACAACAUCUACAUUUUAGCUCACCAGCUGGCACGCCAUAAUAAAGAGCUCUCCGUGAUGCUGAGGCCAGGAGGGGCCAACGGAGAGGGAGACGAGGCCUUGGAGUUCUAUGCCAAUCACACGGCUCAGAUAGAGAUUGUGCGUUUGGACCGCACCAUGGAGGAGAUAGUGUUUCCUGUUCCCAGCAUUUGUGAGUUCCUUACUUCAGAGUCACAGCUGCGGGUCUACUACACCACAGAGAGAGACGAGCAGGGAAGCAAGAUCAAUGACUUCUUCUUGAGAUCUGAGGACCUCUUUAAUGAGAUGAACUGGCAGAAGAAGCUCAGAGCCCAGCCUGUGCUGUACUGGUGCUCCAGAAACAUGUCGGUAUGGAGCAACGUCUCCUUUAAACUGGCUUUGCUCAUGAAUCUGCUGGUCUGCUUCUUCUACCCCCUGGAAGGGGUGAACGGAGGAAAAUUGGAUCCCCACCUUUCUGUUCUGUUGUGGAUGGGAGUCUUUGCAACGCUGGUCAUCGUUGUACUCAUGCCCCAGCCGUUGGGCGUCCAGGCCCUGGUCAUUGUCUCGAUUCUCCGCCUCAUCUUCUCUGUGGGCCUGGAGCCCACACUCCUCCUUCUGGGUCUUUUCAAUGUUUGCAAUAAAAUAAUCUUCCUGAUAAGUUUUGUGGGAAACCGGGGGACCUUCACACGAGGAUAUAAAGCCAUGGUGAUGGAUUUUGAGUUCCUCUAUCAUCUCAUCUACCUCAUUAUCUGCUGUCUGGGGGUGUUUGGCCACGUGUUUUUCUACAGUCUGUUGCUAUUCGACCUGGUGUACCGAGAGGAGACGCUGCUCAACGUAAUCAAGAGCGUGACCCGUAACGGACGCUCCAUCCUGCUGACGGCCGUCCUGGCUCUCAUUUUGGUUUACCUGUUCUCCAUCGUCGGCUACAUUUUCUUCAAAGACGACUUCAUCCUAGAGGUGGACCGUAUACCGAACACAACACAGAAAAGUGAAGCCACCGUGGCCGGAGAGUUCCUGACUUCAGGAGCGUGUCACGAAAACAACUGCAGCACCAGCGUUCUGCAGGAAGAGUCUGGUGAUGAAGAGGAGGAGGACAACAUGGAGCGGACGUGUGACUCCCUCCUGAUGUGUAUUGUUACGGUGCUGAGUCAUGGUCUGAGGAGUGGGGGGGGUGUAGGGGACGUCCUACGCAAGCCCUCUAAGGAGGAGCCGCUGUUUGCAGCCAGGGUGAUUUACGACCUGCUCUUCUUCUUCAUGGUCAUUAUUAUUGUUCUCAACCUUAUUUUUGGUGUGAUCAUCGACACGUUUGCUGACCUGAGAAGUGAGAAGCAAAAGAAAGAAGAAAUUCUGAAAACAUCAUGCUUCAUCUGUGGUCUGGAGCGGGACAAAUUCGACAAUAAGACGGUGACCUUUGAAGAGCAUAUCAAAGAGGAGCAUAACAUGUGGCACUACCUGUACUUCAUAGUUCUGGUGAAGGUUAAAGACUCUACAGAAUACACGGGUCCUGAGAGCUACGUAGCUGAGAUGAUCAAGGAGCACAACCUGGACUGGUUUCCGAGAAUGCGAGCCAUGUCGCUGGUGAGCAGCGACGCAGAGGGCGAACAGAAUGAAAUCAGGAGCCUUCAGGAGAAGCUGGAGUCAACCAUGAGACUGGUGGUCAACCUGUCUGGACAGCUGACCGAGCUGAAGGAGCAGAUGACUGAGCAGAGGAAGCAGAAACAACGAAUCGGACUUCUGGGUCCUCCCCCACACUUGAACAUUAAUCCCCAGCAGCCAGCCUGAGGUCCUUUUAGGCCACCUUCACAAGUGCCUGAGCAUUUCCUGAUGGUGCCCCAAAAUAUACCAAAAAGUGUCCACGUGUCCAUGGGUCGCCGUCUGAUGUGACUGUUCUCCAGAUAUGGCUGGAAUCUUCAUCAGCACGAGGGGUUAGUUGUCAUGCUUUGUGGUGCGUGUGGAUGAAGUAUGCACAAAGUGCCUUGGGACUUCACAAGUCGGUCCUGUAAGUCGAGACGAGCACAGGGGUCCAAGCUAGUCCCUAAACCACUGCCUUCGGAUCAGACUCCUCUUAAAGCCAAAGUUUAGUCUCGAGUUUUUCCAGCAAGUGUCCUUUUGAUGAGGAUUUCAUCUUCAACGUUUCACCAGCAACACAUUAUUUAUACUUCUGUUUUCAUCCUAAGGAAUAGGAAUAAUAUGCAAUAUCUAAAGGAGAAGUGUUGUAUUUAAAAUAGACACAACAAGUUUCCCAGUAAAUCAUUAUUGUGACUUAUUCAUGUAAUUAAACCCAUAACAGAGUCUUUCCUCGAGUCUUUGUUUUCCCUUUGAGAAGGACCGACUAUCUCAAGCUCAGGUCCUGCUUGGUCUCCCAGAGCUGAGAUAAAAAGUAGGAGAAAUUUUAAACUACAUGGAAGCGUUUUGUAAAGAUAAAUAACCCUGACCUCUGAGAACGGUUUAGGAGGGUCAAAGACAACCGUAUUAUUGCUUUAUAAAUUUUAAGUUAAUUCAUGUUUUUAGAUUAUUAUAUAGUUGUAUUUGAACCACAUGUCCAGAAUUGCAGUGUGAUGCAGACUUUAUUAUUCCACUUCCAGAAGUCUACACUGAGUUAUGUUCACUUUUUAACUUGAUUUAGUCCUGUGCACUGAUUCUCUGUAGCACUAAGUAUGUUUUUGUUGUUCACUUUGUAAAACAUCACUGAGAAAAUGAGUUUUGAAUGUAUAUGAGGAUAAAAAUGCAACCUUAGAUGUCACUUGGUGUGCUGCUUGACCAAACGAAACUUUUCUACUAUCCGAGGGUUUGUGUCUGGAUUGUACAUUCCAUGUUUGGAGUUUAUUUGAAUAAAUAAGUGUGUAAAAUGUU
Nothobranchius furzeri (turquoise killifish) is the source of this 9482-nucleotide messenger RNA. RefSeq names its product inositol 1,4,5-trisphosphate-gated calcium channel ITPR1. Gene Ontology annotation, biological process: calcium ion transmembrane transport. The record is from RefSeq and is a predicted model, not a curated record. NCBI's taxonomy places the organism in Eukaryota, Metazoa, Chordata, Actinopteri, Cyprinodontiformes, Nothobranchiidae. Gene Ontology annotation, molecular function: inositol 1,4,5-trisphosphate-gated calcium channel activity; inositol 1,4,5 trisphosphate binding. Gene Ontology annotation, cellular component: membrane; endoplasmic reticulum.